AUGUCUAACAGUAACACUACUCAGGAAAUAAUGAAAGAAUCAGAAAUAAAACUGACAGAAGAAUCUGUAAACGAAAGUAAAUUUAUAUCCAAAACUCCAAGUAAGGAAGAAGUAGAGAAGGAGGGUGAUGAGAACAGUCUUCCUCAGAAGACACAGAUACAGACAUCCAAUCAUGGCCAUGCCAGGAAAAGAGCCAAGUCUAAUUCCAAGCUGGAGCUGACGUGCAGUCUGUCAGUGUGUAAAGAACCCUCCACUCCAUUUGUCGAUGGGCCACUAGGCAACGAGGUCAUAAUUCAACUGCAGAUCAGCUGCCCCUCUGACAAGGAGGAAGAAAAGUCCACAAAAGAUGUCUCUAAAAAGGAAGGUAAGAACAAAAGUAAGAAAAAGGUCCUGAGGAAGAUGCUACCCAGUAACUCCAGCCAAGACCAUACUGACUCCACUGGAAUAGAUCUACGUGAAUUUCUUGUAAGUACAUUUAAAAAGAACCCAAGGGAUAGAAAGGUGCUGCUAAAGUUAGAGCAAGAGAUUCUGGACUUCAUCAAUGACAACAAUAACCAGUUCAAGAAGUUCCCUCAGAUGACCUUAUAUCACCGGAUGCUAUUACACCGGGUAGCUGACUAUUUUGGGAUGGAUUACAGUGUUGAUGAAACUGGGAAAGGUGUCAUCAUCCACAAAACCAGCAGCACGAGGAUCCCUGAACAGAGGUUCUCAGAACAUAUAAAAGAUGAGAAGAACACAGAAUUUCAACAGAGAUUCAUUCUCAAGAGAGAUGGUGCCAGUAUGGAGCAAGAUGUUAAGCAGAUGAGAGUUCCAUUGCAGGAUAGAAGGAGGAGCAAGUCAAUAGAAGAGAGAGAGAAGGAAUAUCAAAGGGUCAGAGAGAGAAUAGUUGCCCAAGAGACCAGCCAGAAUGAACAUCUAAAUGAUAUCCAGGGAAAACGAGAAGGGCUGAGCUGUACCUCAAGCAGCCUACAGGGCAGCCCAGCCAGGAAACUCAAACUCCUUGGGUCACGGCCUUGGAGUAGCAGUGACUCAGAUGGCUCUGCCAGAAGUAGGGGACCGAAUUUCACCAAAGCCAGCAACUUCAGUGGAAUCUCCAUCCUCACCGAAGGUGACAGCAUUGGCAGCAGUAAAGGCAGCAGUGUAGGCAGGCUCUCCAGGCCAUGCAUGGCACUAGGUGCACCAGAAGUGUGCAACCAUGUCACCUUACCCCAGUCUGUCCAGGGCCUUCUUCCUUGUACUGCCCAGCAGCAGCUGCAACAGCAGCAGCAGGAGGAGAUUUUCAAUCUCCUACCCACUCCUCAACAACAGCCACCCUUGAAUAAUCACCUGACUUCACAGGCAGAAGAUCUCAGCAACUGCUUUGGACAAAUGAACCUUAGCCACCAAGGUUCUACUGAAGCAGCUGACCCAUCCUCAGUUUUGUUCCAGGCCCCACUUUUCUUCUUACAUCCGCAGCAAGCCAGCUUCAUCAUGGCUUCUGAAGGACAGCCCUUUCCUACUUCCAACUACUCCAUUUCUAGCCAUGCUCCACCUACCCAGCAAGUCCUGCCACCCCAAGGCUACAUGCAGUCCCCUCAACAGAUCCAGGAUUCUUACUAUCCUCCUGGACAGUGGGCAGUGACUCACAAAAUGUGA
Messenger RNA from Arvicanthis niloticus (Nile rat), 1635 nucleotides. The record is from RefSeq and is a predicted model, not a curated record. Lineage: Eukaryota; Metazoa; Chordata; Mammalia; Rodentia; Muridae.